Molecule: messenger RNA, 12803 nt
Organism: Melospiza georgiana
Lineage: Eukaryota; Metazoa; Chordata; Aves; Passeriformes; Passerellidae
Gene: EPHA6
Product: EPH receptor A6
Exons: 19
Coding region: 45-3200 (1051 amino acids)
Biological process (GO): cell surface receptor protein tyrosine kinase signaling pathway; protein phosphorylation; axon guidance
Cellular component (GO): neuron projection; plasma membrane
Molecular function (GO): transmembrane-ephrin receptor activity; ATP binding; protein binding
Source: RefSeq, a predicted model, not a curated record
GCCUCGGCGGGCCGAGGUCGCGGGGCGCUCGGCGGGCACCAGCCAUGGGGUGUAGUGAGGCGAGGGCACUGCUCUGGAGAGUCGGCCUCCUCCUCCCCCUGCUGACAGCGCGCCCCGCCGCCGCCGGGCACGUCGCCAGCAACCACGUUGUGUUACUUGAUACUACAACUGCCCUCGGAGAACUAGGAUGGAAAACAUUUCCCUUAAAUGGGUGGGAUGCCAUAACUGAAAUGGAUGAACACAACCGUCCCAUCCACACUUACCAGGUGUGCAACGUGAUGGAGCCCAACCAGAACAACUGGCUGCAAACCAACUGGGUCUCCCGCGACGCCGCGCAGAAAAUCUACGUGGAGAUGAAGUUCACCCUGAGGGACUGCAACAGCAUCCCCUGGGUGCUGGGCACCUGCAAGGAAACCUUCAAUCUCUACUACAUGGAGUCAGAUGAGCCUCAUGGAGUAAAAUUCAAGCCCAACCAGUACACCAAAAUUGAUACCAUAGCUGCUGACGAGAGCUUCACCCAGAUGGACUUGGGCGACCGCAUCCUCAAGCUCAACACUGAGGUUCGUGAAGUUGGGCCCAUCAACAAGAAGGGAUUUUAUCUGGCUUUCCAGGACAUUGGAGCGUGCAUUGCCUUGGUGUCAGUCCGUGUCUAUUACAAGAAAUGCCCGUUCACGGUCCGUAAUUUGGCCAUGUUUCCCGACACCAUCCCAAGGGUGGAUUCUUCCUCGCUGGUGGAAGUGCGGGGCUCCUGCGUGAAGAGCGCUGAGGAACGCGACACCCCGAAAUUGUAUUGUGGGGCAGAUGGGGAUUGGCUGGUGCCUCUGGGACGGUGCAUCUGCAGUGUGGGAUACGAAGAGCUGGAGGGUUCCUGUCAUGCCUGCAGGCCUGGAUUCUAUAAAGCAUUUGCUGGAAAUGUGAAGUGCUCCAAGUGCCCUCCACACAGUUUGACUCACAUCGAAGCAACUUCUGUCUGUCAGUGUGAGAAGGGUUAUUUCAGAGCUGAGAAGGACCCACCAACUAUGGCAUGUACCAGGCCACCCUCUGCCCCGAGGAAUGUGGUUUUCAACAUCAACGAGACCGCUCUGAUGCUGGAGUGGAGCCCGCCGAGCGACACGGGGGGCAGGAAGGAUCUCACCUACAGCGUGGUGUGCAAGAAGUGCGGCUCUGACGCCAGCCAGUGCGAGGUGUGCGGCGGCGGCAUCCGCUUCGUGCCGCGGCACACGGGCCUCACCAACUCCUCCGUCACCGUGCUUGACUUCGUGUCCCACGUCAACUACACCUUCGAGAUCGAGGCCACCAACGGCGUGUCGGAGCUCAGCUUCUCGCCCAAGCAGUUCACGGCCAUCACGGUCACCACGGACCAGGACGCACCCACCUUGAUAGGUAUGGUCAGGAAGGACUGGGCUUCCCAAAACAGCAUUGCCCUCUCCUGGCAAGAGCCGGACUUUCCCCAUGGAGCAAUUCUGGACUACGAGAUCAAGUACUAUGAGAAAGUCUACCCACGGAUAGCGCCGGCAUUUUGGCACUACCUGCGGGUAGAAGAGCAUGAGCAGCUCAGCUAUUCCUCCACAAGGUCCAAGGCUCCAAGUGUUAUCAUCACAGGUCUCAAGCCAGCCACCAAGUACAUAUUUCAUAUCAGAGUCAGGACGGCAGCAGGAUACAGCGGCUAUAGCCAGAAGUUUGAAUUUGAAACUGGAGAUGAAACUUCUGAUAUGGCUGCAGAGCAGGGACAGAUUCUUGUAAUUGCCACGGCUGCUGUGGGUGGAUUCACUCUGCUGGUCAUCCUCACCUUGUUCUUCCUCAUCACUGGCAGAUGCCAGUGGUACAUAAAGGCCAAAAUGAAAUCUGAGGAGAAAAGAAGGGCUCAUUUGCAAAAUGGACACUUACAUUUCCCAGGACUCAAAACAUACAUAGAUCCAGACACUUACGAAGAUCCUUCUCUUGCUGUCCAUGAGUUUGCCAAGGAGAUUGAUCCUUCAAGAAUUCGUAUUGAAAGAGUCAUUGGGGCAGGGGAGUUUGGGGAAGUUUGCAGUGGACGUCUGAAGACACCAGGAAAAAGAGAGAUCCCUGUUGCCAUAAAAACUCUGAAGGGUGGCUAUAUGGACAGGCAGAGGAGAGAUUUCCUGAGGGAGGCGAGUAUUAUGGGACAGUUUGAUCACCCAAAUAUCAUUCGCCUCGAAGGAGUUGUUACAAAAAGAUCCUUCCCGACCAUUGGGGUGAAGUCUCUUUCCAGAUUCCUGAGGGCGGGAUUUUUAAAUAGCAUCCUGGCCUCUCAUCCAGUGGCAGGGGGUGGAUCUUUACCCCCCAGCAUUUCCUCUGGCAGACCAGUCAUGAUUGUAGUUGAAUACAUGGAGAACGGAUCCCUUGACUCCUUCCUGCGGAAGCACGACGGGCACUUCACGGUGAUCCAGCUGGUGGGGAUGCUGCGGGGCAUCGCCUCCGGCAUGAAGUACCUGUCGGACAUGGGCUACGUGCACCGGGACCUGGCGGCGCGCAACAUCCUGGUCAACAGCAACCUCAUGUGCAAGGUCUCCGACUUCGGCCUCUCGCGGGUGCUGGAGGACGACCCCGAGGCCGCCUACACCACAAGCGGUGGGAAGAUCCCCAUCCGGUGGACGGCUCCCGAAGCCAUCGCCUACCGCAAGUUCUCCUCCGCCAGCGACGCCUGGAGCUACGGCAUCGUCAUGUGGGAGGUGAUGUCCUACGGGGAGAGGCCCUACUGGGAGAUGUCCAACCAGGAUGUUAUCCUGUCCAUUGAAGAGGGCUACAGGCUCCCAGCUCCCAUGGGCUGCCCAGCAUCACUUCACCAGCUGAUGCUUCACUGCUGGCAGAAGGAGAGGAACCUCCGUCCCAAGUUCAGUGACAUUGUCACCUUCCUGGACAAGCUGAUCCGCAACCCCAGCACCCUUCACACCCUGGUGGAGGAUGUCCUUGUAAUGCCAGAUUCACCUGGUGAAGUUCCAGAAUAUCCUUUGUUUGUUUCAGUCAGUGACUGGCUGGAUUCCAUAAAAAUGGGUCAGUAUAAAAAUAACUUCAUGGCAGCAGGUUUCACAACUUUGGAUAUGGUUUCAAGAAUGAAUAUUGAUGACAUUAGAAGAAUUGGAGUUGCACUCAUUGGACACCAGAGACGAAUAGUCAGCAGUUUACAGACUUUGCGGUUACACAUGAUGCACAUACAGGAGAAAGGAUUUCAUGUAUGAAAGUAAUAGAAGCAACUGUGUUUUGUGCCUCAGCAUUUCUAAAAUGGAAAAAUAUUCUCAUUCUUCCCUCCUGCUCUUCCCAACUUCAAGAACUGCAGUCUCCAGUUCAGACUAUACAAGUACUUCUAUGUUAAUGCUUCCAAACCGGAAUUUUUAAUCACACUGCACAGCUCCUCCACAGUUCUCUGCCAAUAAAAUCCUGGCCUACUGCAAGACUCUUGCUACACAUUGAUGAAUAACUCAGCAUGGAUGUGUAACUUUGUAUAACAGUAUUUGGGAAACUUUCAUGGACUUACUUGAAAGUAGUAAUCUAUUUGGCCUGGUGUGGCUUCUUUAUCGAUGUAUUUAGAAUUUGCUGGUAGAUCAAAAAGUAUUUGACUUCUUUCAUGUUCUGUGACCAUGUAACUUCCAACACCAAAUGUGCAAUCAAAAAGAAGUUUAACAUAAAUAUUUAUUUUAUCUCUUAAUUAAAUCCAAAAGUAUGUGUCCUAUCAUUAUAUUACUUUCUAAUAGUUUGAAUGCUGGUAAGCUGGUGCCUCAAAACAUUAGUAUUGUUUGCAGAAAUGACUGAUGAUUUUAUGUAGCAAGUUUUCAUUGUGUGAAUAAUUGGAAGCAUAGUGAGAGUAAUCUGUUUGAAAUCUUGAGGAAGGUUCUCGAUUUUCAAUUACUUUAGCACUCGACACUUUUUAUGCUUUAAAUUUUAGAUUAGGUUGGAAAAUUUGUUUAUCCUUGGGAUUCCUCACCACCCUACAACCCUUUUUUUUUUUUUUAAUGUAAUACUCAGCAUUUGCUUCUACUACUGGAAAACUGACCACAUGUAAAACACAGUUGUCAGCUCUGUUGCAGACACAGAGAUUUCAGAAGAGCUUUCUGUUUCAAACAUGCAGGUCUCUGCUGUUGGAUAGGGAAUCAUCUCCAGCAGCAGCAGCAGCAGAGCUCAGAGGGCCAGCCAUGGAUGGGGUGAUGGGAUCAUUCCCAUGGGAGCAGGCUGGCCACAUCCUCUUCCAGCCAAGGCAGCAGUGCAGCCCCACUGCUGCUGGAAGUUCCAGGCUGCAGGAUGCAGUGACCUUGCACAAAGGCAGAAAAGGAGAUGCAGGACAGCAGUGUGGUAGCAUGUUGCCUUGAGCCUACUUCUAACUGCUUUUAGAGGUUAAAAAGCAAACUCUGCUGAAAUGGGGCUCUGGUCAUUCCAGGCCAGAUCUUCAUUUAGUACAGAUCUCUAAAGGACAUCCGAGGUAUUACCUUUAGAACCUUUCAAUAGCCAUAUUUACAUGCAAGGAAAUGUCAGCAAAGGCCUAACAUAAUAUUUGUACCUCUCUAAGACUUCCAGCUUCCAUGUUUUGUUCAGACAACUGACACAGACGUGCUGGGCUACAUUUCCAAACUCUUGCAUGGGAUGUGCACUCCUGGGAGCAGGGGCAGGACCGCAUGGCCGUGCUGCGGAACCCCACGCAGAUCUGCACUGCAUGUCACGUGUAACCUGUGCAGCAGCUUCUCUUCAUUCCUGUGUCCUCUGAGGGUAUCUUUGAGUUCUGUGGCAUCCCAAUGUACUCCAGCAUUGCAGCUCUUCUGUUACAACGUGCAUUUGGGCUAUCAGUAUAAUCUAUGUGUAUAUCAAAAGGAACUAACUACUUUGUGUAAUCAUUAUGGUGUUUACUGCUUCAUUUACAGCUUGUAAAUCACAAGGUGUUUCCUAAGUCUUGGAAAAGGCUGCCAUUGUAUAUCAGUCACAAAGAAUGAAAAUCAGAAAGCAACUCAGAAAAAAUUAUGCUUCCAACCAGAUCACAGAGUAAGACACGAGGCCUGAUUUCUGUUGUCAAUGUUGGAAUAAUUGCAUUAAUUUAGGUGAGAUAGCAGGAAUGCACUAAGUAAUUUUUUCUUUCUUUCAUUAAAAAAAAGGGCAGAUGUAACUGAGGAAAGAGUUUUCUGAAGACUAGGAGCCACUGGUGUUCUACAAUGCCAGUUUGAUGAGCUUGUUUAAAGAAGGGCAACUUCAAUCCUAUUGUAGCUCCAAAGGUAAUUUUGUCAGCAGGAGUAUUCCCAUUGAAGUCAUCAGUCCAGCACAAGGAUGUGAGUUUUGCAGGAUCACAGCCCUUCAGUGGGGAAAAAAAACAUUUGUUCUUUUCUGUGACUGUCACUCAAAAAAUUCUGCCUGAAUUCCACAUCUGAAUAAUUUUUUGGUAGAGGUGCUCUUACAGAAAGAAAACCAUACUUACCUGAAACCUUUUGAAAAAUACCAACAUACCACAGAGUAAUUUAAAAGAGGAUUUUAGUUCAUCAUUUUAUUAUCCAUUUUGCCUAUCAUUGCUUCCAUGGCCAACAACAGGACAUCUCUGGAAUCAGCCUUUCUCAUAAUGAAAUCCAUUACUGAGGAGGUAGGAGUCUGUUAUUUGUUAAUGGGGUUUCAAAAUCAUUCAUAGCUGACCCAAACUAUCUAUGUGCACUUUCAGAUUGUCUUUUGCCAGUUUUUUUUGUUCCUGGUAGUGAGGAUGCAGAACUGACAUGGUUAUAUGCACACAACCUGGAUAUAUUUAAUGAAAAAUAAUUUCUAAAUUUAUCAUACUACUGAAAAUAUUUUUUCAAUAGAAAAAAAUAUAACAAAAGUAAAACAUUUAUUAAUCAAAUAUAUUUUUUAUAUAAACAAGAGUUUGGGUGACCAGAAAGGAAAGAACAAGGGAUUCUUUGAGUGAGCACAUUUGUUAAUAACACUGUAAAUCCAGGAUUUUGUGGCUUUAUACAGCUUGUUUUUUUCUGUUGUUGUUCCUGUUGUGGUGCAGUAUGACACUUUUCUAAUAGUUAUCUUGAUGAAAUUCACAUAUUCCCCAUUUUGGAAAUGUUUUAUUUGCUCUUGUGCUGAUUCCUAGUCUGUUCUUGCUUUAGUUUAGCAAUUUUUUCAUAUUUUUUAAUUUAAAAACAAAACAAAAAAACAACGCUAACAGGUGUUAUUUUUCAAAUGUGAGCUUAAUUCUGUACAGGCCACAAAUGUAUAUGUGAAAUCAGAGUAACUUCCUUUGUUACAGGAAAUUCUUUCUUCAGGAGAAAAUUAGCUCUAAUUAUCCUGCAUACUGCAGAGUGCAGCUGGAGUUUAAAUUUGAUAAAUUAAAGCAAAUUUAAUAGGCUGGUUUUGAGAAUCUGGCCCACAUUACAGAGUGCUUCAUGACUAAAAGUACCCAUUGAAAGUUCACAAAAUAAAGUGUGAACUAUAUGCAAGCAACAAAAAAAAGGUGUUAUAACAUGGAUGUGUAUAAAGAAAUAAUUCUUACCUGUUUCUCUGCAUUCAGUGACAGCUCAUCCAUUCAGGUAUCUGUGCUUGGUCAGAUGAAUUUCAUGCCUUAAUUGUAUCCAGUUGUUUUGCUGAACCUGUGAGACAGAGAGGGUCUUGUUCACGAUGUUCAUGGUGUCAAAACUGAACAAGGCACAGCAGAAUGUUUAAUAGAAUUUGCUCAUGAGGUGUUUGCACAUUGGAAUUAUUGAGAAGCAAUGGGAUGCUCUGAGGAGAAAGGAAGAGAAUUGAGCCACAUCAUUUAAAUUUUUCUCAAACAAAAUUUACCCUUUUUGUUUCCUGUGAACUUAAAUCCAGUAUCUAUCCAAUAAAAGCUUAGAAACAUGCCAUGCUUCAGGACAUCAGACAGCAUAAAGCAAUCCUUUACUUGCAAAUAGUGGACUCAACAAUAAAAUAAAUUAGUUAGUAAAUUAGUCAAAUAAAUUGUGUCCAAUAUUCUGUUAUUAGGUACUACUUGGAUUAUUCUGAUACAGAACUCUUAGACUGCAGUACUUUGAUUUUUACAUCACUUAAGACUGACUAUCCAUUUGCUGUCUUUAAUAUAAGCCCAACAUAAGGCUUCAUUAAUUUCUUUUUCAAUGCAGAUUCCUACAGGAUUCAAAGAUGGGUCAUAAGUAACAAACAGACCCCCUUUGUGCAGAAUCAGCUGAGAUAUACCAUGAGGAAUAGCAGGGACUGUGGAGGUGCCUAGUGAGACUGCGUUACCCACAGCAAUUUCCAUCUCAGAAUGACCCCAUGGGACACAUCAGCCACCAAGGUAAAGCAGCUCAGAACAUUUUUCACCUUGUAUUGAGGAGCAGUUCCUCAUUUCCAGCUGUCCCUGUUGUGAACUGCAGCAGUUAUGGAACUGUUUUACCUCAGCUGAUGGAAUGGUUCUGUGGGACACGUUCUGGCAGCUCAGAAUUCUCUUGUGAACACAGGGUUCCUGUAACUCCCCUGUCAUUGGCUCACUCUGUCUUGGAAUAUUCCUAAAGAGAGUGAAAAGCAGGACUUGCCUCUAAUCCAGUCCAACAUUUCUUUAGCUAAAAUAAUUAUAAAAGGUCUGUCUUCCAUUGCAUCUUCCAGGAAAAGCACUAAAACUUGUGACAUUUGCACAUGGUUGAGAACUCUGUAUUCUGUUAAGCAGUUUUCUUCCAGAAUACCUUUGUUCACCAAUUGUAAUGAAUCUUUCCUGAAUAAACAGCAAAGAUAAUUUCUUUUUUAUAAUAGCACUAUAAUUAUUUAUUGAGAAUGAGGGAAAGAUGUGAUGGGCUGGGCUAACUUGUAGUACAAUAAUGAUCUUGAAAUCUCCUGGGGAGAGAAAUUAAUAACUCCCUUAAACCUACAUAAGGUAAAAAGGGAAGAACUGUCCAUGCUGUGCCAAGGAGCUCUAACAAAAACUCAAGUUGCAUAAUACAGUGCCAAGUACUUAUAGCUGACAAAAUUUUCCACCAUCAUAUCCUAUAUUUAGUAGUGCACACUGCCCAUCCAUGAGUGUUGUAUAUAAUUCCUCAGAUCAUAGACCAGGAUAUGGUGAACAUGUUGUGGUUAUAAAAUAUUUGUCUUUAUGUACAUACAGAAUUAUAAAUAGAAUGUAUAUCGUAAAAUCAGAUGUUUCAAACCUACGGAAUUAAUUACCAACAACACUAAUGGGGUUUAUUUGCUUUUAAAAAUUUUCAUGGCAUGCACUGUGUGUGUAUAGUUCUUCCCAAAAUUCCUUGGCUUGUUAGCUGGAAAUGGACAGCCUCUCUUUUCCUCCACUGGUAGAAAAAAACAUUUUCAGACUGGCUCAGAGAAAGCUGCCUGCUCACCCUUCUGCUGCCACCUCACCCAACCCCUUCCUGCUGAUUCUCUUCCACUCAGCUAAUUACUGUAGAAAUUAGUGAUCCCCAAGGGGAAGCAAGGUGCCCAUGAGCCAGCAGAUGCAAGAUGGAGUCCAUUCUAUAAAGAGUUUUCAGUUCCUCUGCUGAAAUCACCAAAGAUGUUUGCAGAGUAUAUAAAUUAUUUUCUUUUACAUGACCAUUUAUGGACACCUAGGAGGUUAAAAUGAGGGAAAUUUUCAAGGGCAUGUAAGUAGGGAUAAGCCAACAUAUAACACAAAAAGAUAAGCUGACUUUUAGAAGGGAAAAAGAACAACAACAGUUGAUGAAAAACCUAAGGUUAAAAAUGGCUUAAAGUAUUUUUCCAUAUUUUAUAUGUGAAAUAAGAUAACCCCAGUUCAGUGGAAUUUAUUUGUGUGUAUAUUUCUUUAAAUAUCCUGCAUGAAUAUAUCUUACUUUCCUUUCCUGCAAGAGAUUUCCCAAGUACCUAUCUCUUCCAGAAAGGUUUAGCAUAUUAUCUGAUAUUUUCAUACCUGAAUAAUUAAACUGGAAUUUAAAAAAUGCAAGUUCUGGCAGUGAAGAUAUGGGGGGAACAAUAGAAUUAAGAAGUUCAGUCUCAAAGUAACAGAAAGUUUUCACAUCUAUUCUACUUUGUUCUUGUCCAAAAUUUUUACCUGUAUCUAUCUGAGAACUUUGACUUGUUCUGCACACAUCUCAGUGCCACCUCAGAAACUCCUGAAUCUGUAAAUGGCUCUAGUUUGUGCAGCUUAAUUAAUAUAAAAAGGCUGAUUUGACAUGGGACUUUAUAGAAGACUAGAGUUAGGUAUAAUAAAAAAUCAAAAUCCCUAUAAAAUAUCUGUGAGACACCAUGAGAUAAGAUAUUUUGCCUUAUUAUACUAUCACCUCUUCAUUUCUGACAGUUCAGUGAAGAGCUGGUCAGCAGCAGCAUGUAUGUUGAGUGGUAUAACCCUGAGACUGAAAACCCACAAAUCAAAAGAGAAAUCCAGGUCUCUGCAUUCUGAACUAUGGGAUGUCAAAGGACUCCAGAGAAAGUAACUAACCUUGAACCUAUAAUCUGGAAAAUCAGGUUUAGGAGAAAUCUGCUUUGGAACCCAAAUAUUAAUUUCUGGUUGUGGGUGAUGGAAAAAUGCCCAAUGAAACAGUCUAGGGACUAUUUUCAUAAUAUCAUCACCACAUAAUGUCCUGAACAGGUACAGUUUUCAUAAUUAAUAUUGGAAAGUCCAGCUGACAGAAUUUUGAAUGACUAAUUGUUCUUAUAGCUACAUACUGGCUUUCUUGAGAGGAACCUAAAUAUAUAAUAAAACAUAGAAAUCUCUAGUUAAUAUUGGCUUAGAAACUGAGUUUUCAGUUUUCUCUCAUUCAGAUUGGUUUUAACUGAAAAUUAUUAAUAGGAAAAACGAAAAGCAUAAUAGGAUUAUUAUUUUCUCCUGUUAGAAGCUGGGUGCUCUGAGCUGUAUAACUUAUCAUCACAGUCUCUUGGUGUAAAAUAGGAUUAGCUGAAAAAGACAAAGUGCAGCCAGUGUUCCAAAUCUGUAGAUUAUUUGUCACUAAUUGUCAAUUUGGGAAGUUCCAUUUUUGUUUUGGGCGAGUUCUGCUCUACCACACCUUGUAUUUCCAAAUCCUGCUGCAUGAUUUUAAUGAGCAUCUCGAUUAAUUCCUGGGAGAGUGAUGUGACUGUGAGGAAUUAAAAGUUCCUGUGUUAAUAGGCAAUAGUGUUGCUGUGAUCUAAAAUCAUGAGAGUUUGUUACUGACUUCCAUGGCAGUGGGAUAAGCCCAAUGUCCAUAUUUUCUGUAGGUAGGCUCUAGCUCUGCAAACAGACUCUCCUUUUCUGCACCCCACUACUGUCAUAGUUGAUUUCUUGUUAGAGAACCAGCAUUUAUUGGGACAUGAGCUGUCUUGUUGUUCAAAUAGAUUGCUAAAAGUUUUUGCUGGUUUUAAUUGUUCUGUUGAAGCAUUUCAGGUUGAGAUGUAGGUUGGUCCCUCAGGGCAUGAUCCAAAGUCAGCUGUAUCCAUAAGAAGAGGUCAAGUGAGUGAAACAGGUUUUGAAUCAAAGGUUUCUACAGAUGUUCCUGGAACAGAUGGCCUCAUUUAAUGGGGAGAAGAGAGUGCACUGAGCCUAAAAGAAAGGCUGCUACCUCAGGGAUGUGAUCAAGUAAGCUGUGGUUACUUUCAACAUGGAAAAAGUAAACUGCAAGGUACAAAAGUUGGGUGCUGCAGUGUUUGUUGUUUUCUCUGGCUUGGAUGGUCAACUCUGACUUUGGAAUUAGUUACCUAAAUGACCUACACAUCUAAUAGGGUAUCUAGCAGAAAUUGUUUGGCUUUGUGGGGUUUUUCUCCCCAGAUAAUUUCCCAGACUUCUGGAUUUAAAUUCAGGAUGAAACCACCAGCCCCACCAAACAAACAGAACUUCUAAAACAAAAGGGACUUUUAUGUUUUUAUUCUUUCCUAAACAUAAAUCAGGAUGCAAUAUGGUCUCCCUUUCAUAAUACAAGUUCUGACUGUUGAUUUGCCUCUUUGAACAAGCUGCUUCAUACUCCUGGUGCACUGCAGUCUAAGUUUUCAGAUUUGCCCAGUUAAUGAAUGGCACAAUAGCAAAUAAAAUAACAAAUGCCCUGUUAGUGGUUCCAUUUUCUGGAUUCUUUUACUAAUUGCCUAUCUGGAGAAAACCAUCCCACUCCAAGAUUCCUAAUAAGGAAACCUGUAAGCAUUUUACAUCUUUAUGGCUAUGAUUCCCUAUCUGCCUCUCCCCAAGUGAGCUUUGAAUUGGCAAUGUAGUUUUUUACUACCAUUUCUUCUGCAGUAAUUUCUUCUCCCAACUCCUGUAAGUAAGGCUGAGAUGUCUGUUUCACACUAAAAGUGGGAAAAGUUGUUCCUUUGUUAACUCUGGUGACAGGAUUCAGCGUUUGUUGCUCUUACCCAGAGCCUUCCAUCUGCUUCUGUCGAGGCCAGCAUCAGCAUUCUCUGGUGGUAUCAGUUACAUCACACACAGCGCUGCCGUGACUGACUGAAAACCCAGAGGCAUAAAAAGGGCUCAUUCUCCUCUGGGGUGGUGGAAACCCUCCUGGCUUCGGGAACUUCUCUGCACUUCUCAGGACUGCGCCUGCAGUUUAGCAAGAAAAAAUAAAUCUUUAAAAGAUCAUGUGAAACCCUGUUUACUGAAAGGCAAUAGUUUAUUUUCUAGCAAAGCAACGUCCAUUGAUUUAGCUGCAAUUAACAGUUUUCAUUUUGUCAUCACUUUUUUAAAGAAAAACAAACCACUUGGACUUUCAGAAAAAAAAAUACAAAAAUAAUAUUUUGCUACCUUCCAAACAUUAGCUUUGAUUUACUUUUGGAAGAUAACGUGGUUGGUAUGUUUUCUCAGGAUAGCCUCUAUCUAUUUCUGUGUGUUGGUUUUAAAUGUAUCUGAAUUAAAAGGGGUUUUAAUCUCUGUCUCUUCUGUGAAAUUAGAUUGUACAAAACUAAAUAUGACUGCUCUUCAUAGUUUGCUGUUCUAGCAUAGCCAUAAACUGUAUCAAUGUAUGUGUAUAUAUGAAUAAAUAUUUGAUGACAGACACUUUAGAUUAUAUAUUUAAGCAGCCAUGUCAAAACUUCAGAGGUAGAUGGCUUCAAAAGCAAUGGUAUAGUCAUAAUACUUGCAAAUUAUUUUACAAAAUCAAACCAUGGCCUCAGCACAGAUCUCAUAUCCCUACCAGUAGUCUGAAACCCACCUUUUCUUUAAAGACCCCUGCUAAAGGUUUGUUUUGCCAUUGCUUCUUUAAGCAAGACGUAUUUGAAUAAUGACAACUACCUGUGGCUCAGUCCUCAGCCCUCAUCUCCCAGCAGAGCUGCCCUGGUGCUGCAGCUCCAGAGGCUCUGGGCUCCAGCUCCAUGGUCUGAGCUCCUCUGGAGCUGCUCCUUCUGGGAGAUGAACAUUGCACAGCCAGUGUCGGUGCUUCCCCCUGGGACUGCCUCACUCCCCAAAAUUCCUUUUCUUCACCUAAUACAUCUCCCAUGCACGUCCCACUGCGCUUUCUUUUCCCCUGUUUAUAAUGGUACUGUAGGAAUAUCCAUGGAAUAAAAAGCUUACCCUACUAAUUUGCAGUCCCAAGGGGAAUUUACAUUAGACGUGAAGUUGUUAUUAUUUACUGAAAAGUGGUGUUCUCUCAUUUUCUUUAUUAUUAUGAUUCUAUUCCUAUGAUACUAUGAUGUUUCAUGUAAAUUUUCAUGUGCUGGCAUGCCUACAAGUUAAUAGUGUAAUAGAAUGCUCAGCUCUCAACAUUAGAGUGUUUUUAAGGUGAAUUGCAUCACAUAUGCCAUCUCUUUGCAGAAAGAAUAUGGGGUUUGGCAAAACUACCUGCUGAGCAACAUAAUGAGAUUUUUGUACAAAGUACAAGUUAUUGAUUAUUAUUGUAUUUUAUUUUUCUAUGAUUUCCUAAGAGGCAUUAUCAGGUCUUACAGAUGGGGUAAGCCUGUUUAUUAAGAUAUUUAUUAGCAAAUAAAAGUUACAGUACUGGUGGUUA